CUUAGCGGAUAGGACCCCUCGGGAGCGCGCCUGAUAGAGUGAGUGAAGGGGGGAGAGUGCGGCGGAAGGAUCUAGCUCCCGGUGCGCUGCGGUCGGGGAGGGAGAGAGAGUUCUUUUGCCAUCACUUUCUCUUUAUUUAUUUAUUUGCCCCCCGUCCCCUUAUUACCCUGCCCGGGGCAGCUCAACCUCUGCACCGCACUCUGACAUUCCCUCUGGCGAGCUCUCUUACUCUUUGGCCUGUGUUUUUUUCUCUCAUUGGCCCCCUCCUUUUCCUGGAAGGGGGCAGUGCUUGUGGUGCAGGGGGGUGACCCCCCCAUAUUAUUUACCCCCAGCCUGUUGGGGCAGGGGGGAAGGGAGAGAAGAUGUGGCGGUGACAGCCUGGGCCCCCUCCCCUGAGAGGAGAACAACAAGAAGAAGAAGAAGAAAGAAAGAAAAGAAGAAGAAGAAGAAGAGAAAGAAGGAGGAGGAGGAGUGGGGAGCAGCCCCGGUGGCAGCCCUAGGAGCGGGGGAGCCCGGCAGCAGCAGCAGCAGCAGCAGACUUUAAUAAAGUUCCUAGAAUUCUUGGAAGACUGAAGUGUGAAAGAGCUGCCGACUUUAGGAAAGGAAGAGAAGAAACUGAAGAGGAUGGAGCUGCAGACUCUACAGGAAGCCCUAAAAGUGGAAAUACAGGUUCACCAGAAAUUGGUUGCCCAGAUGAAGCAGGAUCCUCAGAAUGCAGACUUGAAGAAACAGCUCCAUGAACUCCAAGCCAAAAUCACAUCUUUGAGUGAAAAGCAAAGACUGGUAGUAGAACAACUUCGGAAAAAUCUGAUAGUCAAACAGGAACUCCCAGACAACAAACUUCUCAUUCAGCCUCUCCUCCAGCUAGAAAGCAAGCCACCAACACCACAAGUGCAGCAACAACCGCAGCAAAUCCAGUUGCAGCAGCUUCAGUCGCAGACAGUGUCCCAUGCACCCACAGUAUCUCUUCCAGGCUUCAGUGGGUCACAGACUGUGGCCACAGCUUCUAUGAUCACGGCAAAGACUCUACCUCUUGUGUUGAAAGCUGCAGCCGCAGCCAUGCCCGCUUCUGUAAUUGGACAGAGACCAACCAUCGCCAUGGUGACUGCCAUUAACAGCCAGAAAGCAGUCCUUGGCACCGAUGCGCAGAAUGCAGCUGUCAACUUGCAGACAUCCAACAAAGUCAACAGUCAGGGUGCAGAGACCUUUCAAAUAGUGGCAAAAAAUGCAGUUACUUUGGUUCAGGCUACAACUUCCCAGCCUAUCAAAGUCCCUCAGUUCAUCCCACCCCCUCGGCUCACUCCUCGUCCAAAUUUUCUUCCACAGGUGCGGCCAAAGCCAGCAGCACAAAACAACAUUCCUAUAGCCCCUGCACCGCCCCCCAUGUUGGCAGCUCCUCAACUCAUUCAGAGGCCAGUUAUGUUAACAACAAAGUUAACCCCCACGACACAGAACUCUAUCCAUCCCGUGCGCAUAGUUAAUGGGCAGCCUACAGCCAUCUCCAAAGCCUUCCCAACGGCGCAGCUUACUAGCAUCGUGAUAGCAGCACCGGGAACGAGGCUCGCUGCUCCCCAGACUGUGCACCUUCCGAAACCAAAUGUGGAAAAGCAGGCAGUCAAAGCUCAGGUGGAAACAACAGAAAAGCCAACUGAAAUCAGUACGCCGGUGCCACCUGCCCCCAAGCCAAAACGAGAGGAGAAUCCACAGAAACUUGCCUUUAUGGUGUCAUUAGGAUUGGUAACUCAUGACCAUUUGGAAGAAAUUCAAAGUAAACGACAAGAGCGGAAAAGAAGAACAACAGCGAAUCCAGUGUACAGCGGGGCAGUGUUUGAACCAGAGCGCAAGAAAAGUGCCGUGACAUACCUGAACAGCACAAUGCACCCAGGGACGCGGAAGAGAGGUCGUCCUCCUAAAUACAACACAGUGCUGGGUUUGGGCGCCUUGCCACCUACCUCCCCUCCAUCCAGUCAUCCAGACUCCCCUGAAAGUGAAAAGACACAGAUCACAUGUAAUUUACCUGCAAGCGUCCUGCCUGUGUCCCUUCCCAGUCCUUUUUCCACUGACUCUGAUAUCCAUGAGGAUUUUUGCAGCAUCUGCAGAAAGAGCGGGCAGUUACUGAUGUGCGACACGUGCUCACGUGUGUAUCACCUGGACUGUUUGGAGCCUCCUCUCAAAACCAUUCCCAAGGGCAUGUGGAUAUGUCCCAAAUGCCAAGACCAGAUGAUGAAGAAGGAGGAUGCCAUCCCUUGGCCUGGAACCUUAGCCAUCGUCCACUCGUACAUAGCGUAUAAAGCAGCUAAAGAAGAGGAGAAGCAGAAACUACUCAAGUGGAGUACAGACCUUAAACAGGAACGAGAACAGUUGGAGCAGAAAAUGAAACAGCUCAGUGGUUCCAUAGCAAAAUGCAUGGACAUGAAGAACAGUAUCCUGUCCAGGCAAAAAGAUAUGCACAGCUCACUGGAAAAAGUAAAAAGUCUUAUCCGGCUUAUUCAGGACAUCGACCUCACCAAACCCGUUAAUUCCGAGGUGACCUCUAACCACAGCCAGGACUGCACUGCUACUGCCAACAGCCCCCUCCCCGAGCCCGUAACAGCCUCCUUGCCCUCACCCAGUGGUGCCCAGAACUGCAACCAGGCGGAAGAGCCUAAGUAACAUGCCACUUGGAAGCAAAAGGCGCCAUGAAAAGGGACUAAGCCGCGUCUGAAAGGUUCCUGGGAGAGAUUGGACCAUAACCUCCCCCAGGACAAGGACGUAAGCACUGGAGUUUUGCCAAUAAACCUUUUAUUCUGUGUGUUCCACGUGUGCGCUGGGAUGUCCUGCCAGCACCAUGCCAAGUGAGAAAUAGAAACAAAUCUCUAACUUUAUUCUCUAUCUUACACCAGUGUGUGCCUGCAGCAGCCUCCACAACAAUCACAGUUUGGCUUUACUUUCCCUUUAUUUUUAUUUUUAUUUUUUCUUUUCUCUUACCAAGUGCUCAUCCCUUCUGCAAACCUUGUGUGGAGGUAGCAAGGGGGGGGGCAUACGUACCGAGUCCAAAGACUAGCAAGAGUCCAUCAGCAAAACUCCAAGACAUUGAACCAAAAACAACAACAACAAAAAAGAUGAAUACAUUUAAAAGUUAUUUCCGCACCCAGCAGUCUCGGGAAAGGGAGGUCGGAGAAGGUCUCUAGACAGUAUUUCAGGUUAAAUGAUUUCCUUUUUUUUUUUUUUUUUUGACUGUGUCCUCCUUUCCAAUGUUGGCGCGAGUGUCGGAAAGGCAAAGGUGUUUCAGCGCGUGUGUGUGUGUAAGCGUGCCGCAACGACACUAGCUUUGGAACGGCCAAUGGAAACCUAUCAUUGUGAGUCAGUUGGGAAGUGUUAGAACCCUGCAUCAAAAUAGAACCCAAUCAGACGUAAGGGGGGGGGCCCGCAUAAAGCUGCACCCCUACCCCCCCAUGUUAAUUGUCCCCAUUAAUUGGCUGUAAGGCUGUUUCUCACCUUCACCCCUCAGCUGCCAUAAAGCCGACCCCUCAGUGUUCCUGUCCCCCACUCUCUCCUGACUACAGAUGCCAUACGUAGGGUUAAAGGUGCAGGCCAAACACACAAUUGCAGAACACUACUUGGGGGUCAACCCCCCCCUCUCUUUAUUUCAAGGGCGUUAUAUACAGUACUGGGAACUGCUUGUGAGUCCGUUUUGCUUGUUUAGGGGGUUAUAUUUCUUUUUUGGGGCAGUUUGUAGAAUGGAACCUAUUUUUGGUUACUAUAAUGAUGUAACGCGGCCCAGGUACAAAAUAUUGCAGAAAUUAAAUGUCUUCCUAAGAUAACGAUUGGGGUGGGAGUGUGAUUUAAGUGGCUGAUACGUUCAGUUUACAGCCAGUAGAAAUGAAAGGGGAGUUUGUGUUGACUUUCAGUUUGUUAUAGAAUGGCCUGGUCUCAGCAGUUUUUCAGUUGCUCUUUAUAUUUUCUUUUUCUGCCUCUUUCCUGCUUUCAAAUUGGGGUCAGUGACCCCGGCAGCCAAAAACCUCUUUCUCUGUGAGGCUACAGUGUCAUUGUUAUUUUUUUUUAUAUUCCUGUACUAUUAUUUAUUUUUCUAUUCAGGCCCUCUCCUAUUCAUCUUCAAGUCUCUCAUCCCAACCCUUGCCCCGUUGCUGGGGUUAAUCAGACCCUAGCAACGGAACAGUGGUUUGGAUGAGAGAGCACAUUCCAAACUGGAGAUCUGCUGAGCAAAAAGCAACAUCUUUCUAAACCAAAAUAAAUAAAAUUACAUUUUUGCAAAUUAAAGUCAACUACCCCUUUGGUCUAUAGGGCUAUGCUUAAUGAUAGGCACGUUACUAAGGGUGGGGAUUGGCUGCAGCGCCCCCUACCUUUUAGCUUCAAACACUUCUUUACAUUUCUAAUCCUUCUUAUAGGGGCUCUAAGCAAAUGUUCGGAUGAAAGGGGACCCCUUGCUGCCGUAUUAUAUUCCAACACCCACUUGUAAUGUGCAAAGCGUCCCCCCCGCGCACGUAUUUCAGUAUUCUGCCCUCCCCUCUGGGAUGGUCACCCCUAGAUAAACAUAGGAAGGUCAUUCUAGUGCUAUAAACCCACCAAUCACGUGGCUACAAACAUAUGGCGCCUGAUGGCCGCUUCUACUGUGGGUCAGACAUUUGGGCUGUAGUCGUGCCUUGAGCCACUGGAACUGAGCGUUUGUGGGGGGGGUGAGUUUGUGUGUGCCCCCCUAGUGCAGAUAGGGUGUAGCCUUGGCAUGGAUGCAGUGAGCACGACUCAAAGUGCCUUAUUGCAUUACACUUUCAUUGCAGGAGCCGGCGGCUCUGUGUUCCAUUACUUGUGUCCCUCGUCUCUUAAAGUGACACCAGUGCUCUAUAAGCACUUCCACCAAUAAAAGGGGUUAAAGGCUACAUGCUGACUGACGUGCUCUAUACACGGUGCAACUAUUGCCCCGGACUGACUAGGGGUGCCAGCUGUCAUGCCCUUAAAACAUCGCCCGGGGUUCCACCUCUCCUAUGGCCAAGCGCAGUAUGGAGGAGAGACCACAAGGAAGUGCUGCUGUCACUUUAAGAGAAA
This is a messenger RNA of Xenopus tropicalis (tropical clawed frog), 5043 nucleotides long. RefSeq names its product PHD finger protein 21A (gene phf21a). The record is from RefSeq and is a predicted model, not a curated record. The transcript has 17 exons. NCBI's taxonomy places the organism in Eukaryota, Metazoa, Chordata, Amphibia, Anura, Pipidae. The coding region runs from base 625 to 2652 and encodes 675 amino acids. Gene Ontology annotation, cellular component: nucleus.